AAUGAAUUUAUUUUAAUAAAAACUCAUUUAUAAAUUACUUACAACGAUAUUUUAUACAAAAAAUGAAACAAAGAAAUGUCUUGCGAAACAAAUAUCAUGGAGCCGCUGAGUUACUCCAGCAACAGAUUUUGGGCAAAAAUGGCCCUCAUAAUAUAUGCAUUAUGGUAACUGAAGAGCUGGUACGCAGAAAAUCUGAGCACAAUGAAUUGCUUAUUAGCACAUUAGAGGAAUUAUCGUUGCAUCAGGAGGAUAUCGAACGUAUUGAGCAUUUACAAAAUUGGUGUCGAGAUUUGAAAAUUUUGCUCCUACAAUCGAAUCUUAUAGCGAAAAUUGAAAAUGUAUUCAAGUUGAAGAGUCUCGAAUAUCUGAAUCUGGCUGUGAACAAUAUCGAACGUAUUGAAAACUUGGAAAAAUUGGAAUCGUUGAAUAAAUUGGAUUUAACAUUAAAUUUUAUCGGUGAACUGACUUCUAUUGAAAGUCUUCGCGAUAAUUAUAAUUUAAAGAAUUUAAUUUUAACCGGCAAUCCGUGCUGUGAUUAUCCAAACUAUCGUAAGUAUGUUAUAGGCACGUUGCCGCAAUUGGACGAAUUAGAUGGUGAAGAGAUUACUAUAACUCAUAAAUUACAAGCUAAACACAAUUUAAAAGAAUAUCGCGUUAUUAUUGUUCAAUGUCAAAUUGAUUAUGCAAUGAAACGUGAUGAACAAAAAUUACGAUUUCUUCAGCAAAAAGAAAAUCUUGUACAUCAUAUGUCGAGCAUAGAAGAUGAACAUGAAAAAAUGAAAACUUUUUGGGACUCGAAGAGUGAACAUUGUCCCGAAAUACGUUAUGAAAUUGCGAAAUAUCAUCGUCAAGGUCAAGAAAAGGGAACGACAACAAAGAACGAGAAAGUAUUACAAAAAAAAGUAGUGCAAUUAUUUGCACCUUGCGGACGUCCAUACAAUAUGAAUAAACCCCAAUUACCGUUCAAGCUAAGCGAUGAAGAUUCCCAAUAUAUAUUAAAGUUGGAUGUUUAUAAAUAUUUGGAUACAUCUUAUAUUAAAGUUGACGUUGAAGUUAAUUAUAUACGUGUUACGGUCAAGGGGAAAAUUUUCCAAAUAGCCUUAACUGAGGAAGUCAAACCGUCCGAGGCUAGCACGCAGCGCUCUCAAAUUACCGGACAACUUGUCGUAAACGCCCCAAAGUUGCAUAUUAAUGAGGCAUUAUCGGUGAAAUCGACAAAACGAUCCAAUCAAACAGACGGUUCCGAAAAAUUAUCCGAACUGAAGGGUACAGUUGAUAUACAGAAUAUCUAUCAGAAAUCAAAUACAAGCGAAAUACCACAUUUAAUAUAA
Glossina fuscipes is the source of this 1331-nucleotide messenger RNA. It is a transcript of the gene tilB, whose product is annotated as protein tilB. Gene Ontology annotation, molecular function: protein binding. The record is from RefSeq and is a predicted model, not a curated record. NCBI's taxonomy places the organism in Eukaryota, Metazoa, Arthropoda, Insecta, Diptera, Glossinidae. The transcript is spliced from 5 exons. Gene Ontology annotation, cellular component: cytoplasm. Gene Ontology annotation, biological process: outer dynein arm assembly. Bases 63 to 1331 code for a protein of 422 amino acids.